Molecule: messenger RNA, 1585 nt
Organism: Cephus cinctus (wheat stem sawfly)
Lineage: Eukaryota; Metazoa; Arthropoda; Insecta; Hymenoptera; Cephidae
Product: oligo-1,6-glucosidase-like
Exons: 3
Coding region: 1253-1504 (83 amino acids)
Biological process (GO): oligosaccharide catabolic process
Molecular function (GO): alpha-amylase activity
Source: RefSeq, a predicted model, not a curated record
AAAUUUCGUUUCGAUUUUACAUUUAUACAAUUAUAUAAUUAACAAGCUACACAAAUUACUUAUAUUUUUGUAAUAUUUAGACAAUUGUUUCCUGUAGGUACAUAAGAAUGCUACAAGCUAAACAGAAUGCCACCUGAAGUAUCAACUAAGUCAACAGACCCGAACGUCGCAGUGAUACAAGUUGAAAUCAUUUUAUGAUUAUCAGCUAAAUUUGCAUAUCAGAAAUCAUUGCGCAACAAAAGUGUUUAACCACUUUCGCUGGCAACGAAUUGACAUAUCAGCCUGAUAAGCUAUAAAAAACAACAACACUCUUGAGACGCGUGGCACGUCUUUUCGGCACACGUGGUUAAAGAUCUCGUUAUUACCAGCACAUACGUAUAAUCGAUGACUGAUUGCGUAACGAUUAAUCAAGUAUCAAUCCAAUCCAGGUCUUGACGAAAGUGUCGGAAGAGUCUGUAUAAAAUUUGAAUCGAUCCUGUGAGAAAAUUCAGAAAAAGUCGGCCGUAAGUCUGUCUCAAGUCUGGCUGAAGUCGCUCCGCUGGGACUACUAUCCCAUACUAAUUAUAAGGCAAAAUAAUCUGUGAAAGUCUCACCCAGACUUGUUCCAGACUAGAUCACCUCCAGACAGCUGGAGACUUCGGAGACACCUGUACUCAGCAACUCCUGUGGGACCUAUUCUAAACAUGUUCCAUACCACUGCCAGACAAGUAAGUCUUACUUGGCCUCACGCCGAAAACUAAAAACACUUCGUGCUUUGAUUUCGAUAUUUUAACUAUGAUUUAUUAAAAUUAUCCAUAACUAAUCUUACCAAUUGCAAGAACAAUUGAUAUUGCGCUGGUUAUUUUUUCAACGACUAUUCUGUAACCAUUCGUGCCAUUUCUUGCUGUUCAUUUAUAUUUGCACUUAUUUGGUUAUGUGGUAUUGAACAAUGAAAAAACAUCGCGAACCUUAACUAGUCGUAUAAAUUUAUUCUAAGAAAUGAAAUCAAAAUAUAUUCAUGUACAAACACACACGUGCUUAGCCACACAACUGUUAUGCAGAGCUACGUGUGGGCUCACUAAGGAUUUCCUCUAAUCGAUUUUUUUAAACGAGCCUUUGUGGAUCGACUUUAUUUACCUCUGUUAACAUCUGUAUCGUCACCUGUAUUACGAAAUUAAAGAUUUUUUACGUGAAUACGUUAUAUCGUGAUACCUCAUACAACGCCAGAUAUAUAAGGGGACUGAAAUCCCACGAAAUCAGUAACGUUCCGAAAAUGAUGAAUUUGGCAUCAAGUCGGUUGACAGUGCCGAUUUUCGCUAUCAUAGUCGGAGUCAUCGUCCAGGCGGACACUGAGCUCGCAUGGUGGCGAACAAUAACUCUGUACGAGAUCUGGCCACGAUCAUUUAAGGACAGCAAUGGAGACGGAAUUGGCGAUUUGAAUGGCAUUAAAAGCAAAUUGGACUACCUAAGCGAGCUGGACAUAGGGGCGAUAUGGAUUCAUCAGUUGUUAUACGGCAACCACUAGGGAUCCUCAGCGUACACCUUUCCAAUGGGAUAAUACUACGUCGGCAGGUCAGUUAUCAAUUGGAGGUUCGAUUAUAUUAUA